GCCGCUCUUCAUCUCCCGCUGCUCCUUCUCUCCAUCGCCGAUCUUCACCUCCCACUGAUCCUUCUCUCCAUUGCCACUCUUCAUCUCCAUCGCUGCCCUUUCUCUCCAUCUCUCCUUCUUUCUUUUCUUAAGCCUUCUUUUCUGCUGCUCCUUCUCUCCGUCAAGCCACACAUUAGUCUGGUGAGCCUACAUUUUCCGGUGAACAUUUCAUCUCAAAAACUCAACACAAACUCUCCAAAAUCUUCCGUAAGAUCUUGUCCAAAUCCACAAAUGAGUAACUUACGGAAUACGCAUGAUGAAGAUGCAAAGUGGUUGGAUAAUACCCUGGUCGGUUUUCUUGAUAUUGUAUACGAUAAGAUCAAACAGCAUCCUAAAAGACAACCUGUUUUUAAGUCCUCUUCCUGAAAUGAAAUGAGUCAAGAGCUUAAAGACAAAACAGGAUGUGUUUAUACCGGUAUUCAGUUGUGUGGAAAGUAUAACAUAUGCAAGGAUUUACAUAGACGCUUCUUAGAGGUGUUAAACCACACUAGAUUAACAUUCAAUGCUGAAACAAAUAAGGCUGAAGUAGAUGAUGCAGUUUGGGAAAGUUUCUUCAAGAAAAACAAGAUCUACAGAACUCUAUACAAACAAGGUUGCAAACAUUAUGAGAUGUAUUGUCUUAUUUUCCCAAACAACUAUGCUACUAUAGGCCUUGCGAACCCUUCAACGCAACAACCAAUGGACUCAAAUGCGGAAAGACAAAAUGAAGAUAACUUUAUGAUAACUGACACAGACAACCUACUUAAAAGUUGUGGGAAUAAUUCUAAGGGCAAAAGAAAUGCAGAUGAGAUGACUGGUAGUGGUAAAAUGAGUGUUAACAAUAAUUGGAAAGGUCAACUUGCUAGUGCGUUUGCGUCGUACAACGGUAUAAUGUCUGAAGAUUUGCAUGAUAGGAGAGCGGAGCGAAAGGAAAAGAAACUUAGGCAACAACGUAGGCAGCAACAACAAGAAUCUACAAGUGAAAUGAGUACAUGAAUGACCCAUGUUGAUAGUAUGACGAGAAGUAUGCAAAUUCUAAACACAUUUUCAACUCUUAGCCCGAAAACUUAUAAUCGUGCUUUUGAAAAACUUGCCACGUCUGAAGCUCACCGUAAUGGUUUUAUUGCAAUGCCCGAAGAUAAGCAAUUGGCCUGGUUGCUCUCUCUCUAAUAAGUAUUGUAUUAAUUGUUGUUUGUAUGAUGAACAUGUUCUUUAUAUUAUGACUACUUAUGCGAUCAGAACUCCUAGUAGAUGAACAUGUUCUUUAUAUUAUAAUUACUUAUGUGAUAAGAACUCCUACUAGUAGUUACAAGGUGUUGUAGUAACUGUACUUUAGUAUUGUUGACAUGUUGUAUUAUUACUACUUUAUUAUUAUUAUUUAAA
This is a messenger RNA of Ipomoea triloba (trilobed morning glory), 1401 nucleotides long. RefSeq lists its product as uncharacterized. The record is from RefSeq and is a predicted model, not a curated record. The transcript is spliced from 3 exons. Lineage: Eukaryota; Viridiplantae; Streptophyta; Magnoliopsida; Solanales; Convolvulaceae. The coding region runs from base 412 to 1014 and encodes 200 amino acids.